CCAAAGACAUUUCAUUUGUCGCCACUGGACUCACAGGAGCACAGAAAAUCAGCAGCAAGGCCUUAUACAAACGGCAAAAGCCAGGUCUAAAAUCAUUUGGCACCAUGUUGGAGUCUUCCUCAAGACUGCCCCAGCGGCCUGCGCGCGUGGCUGCUGACCCCAGGCGCGCGCACACAUCUGACGCGCACUCACUCAAACGGUAGCUGGGGCUAUCCUCUUGGCUGAUACAUUCAGAGUGAGGGACUUUGGCCACAGUCCACGAGCCUCCCUUUAAUCCCGCUGUCCUCCUGGCUGCCACUUACAACUUAAAGGGCCCAAGAACGUGGGAAAAGAAAGAGACUAUGAACCAAGUGCUUCUCCUCCACUCCUCCCUCUUCAUCUUUCAUGUGAUGGGCACUCCCCAGCUCCACACUCACCACGGGAGGAGGGUAUGUGGCCAAUCCUCUCUUUACAGCCACAAAAUUGUCAUGGCAACCCAGUCCUAUGCCCACGCCGCGCACAGACCCUAUAUCACCUUGUGUAACGGACAUCGGCUGUGUAGCACGUACAAAACUGUGUACUCUACGGCGUACAGGGUCGUGACCAGAUUAACACCUUACUCACAUUUCUACCCAGAGUGCUGCCCAGGUUGGAAAAGGUUGCAUUCCCACAACUGUAAUCAAGCGGUGUGCACACAUAACUGCAUGAAUGGCGGUACAUGCUAUAAACCCAACCAGUGUGCCUGUCCAUUGGGCUGGAGAGGCCACCAGUGUCAAACAGAUGUGAAUGAGUGCAGUGAACAGCGGCCCUGUGCUCACAAGUGCGUGAACACCGCAGGCAGCUAUCGGUGUGAGUGCAGAGACGGCUUCAGGUUGAUGGGAGACGGUCGUUCCUGUCAAAGCCUUCCUUCUCUUCCUCCUCCUCCUCUUCCUCCCUCUCCCCCGCAGCCUGCUGUGGGUGGUCACCCUCAUACGGAUGAAAGACUUAACCUGGUGGAAAAUGUUACAGAAGAAGUACAAAAUCUAAGAAACAGGGUGGAGCUUUUGGAAAAGACGCUACAGAUGGCAUUGACCCCCUACAACAGCAUCUUCCCUUUGUCUGGAGAAGAAGGCUUGUCAGAGAAAACCACGUUAUUGUCAUACUCAUUUCAGCAACUUGAUCGCAUUGAUUCCUUGAGCGAGCAGAUUGGCUUCCUGGAGGAGAGACUCGGUACAUGUUCCUGCCAGGAGGACCAACAGCCCUCUCCAAUCAAGUGAAGACCAUCUCUAUUUGUGAACAAUGCAAUAAAUAAUCAGUACAAUUUGUGAUACACAUUGUAAUCCCCUUUACAUCUUUUGACCAUUGAUCUCUGCUUCUAAAACAGUACUUAUAGAUGGAGGUCAAAGGUCAAAGAAACCACUGUGUUUUCAGUGUCAUAGGUACAGCUGCGUUUACUUUUAGGCACUAAAAUGUCCAGGGGAGACAGAGGCACCUGGUUUUAUCUAUUUAAGUUAUGAUUACCUGUAGUUUAAUACUCAUUGCACCAUUUUUUGUACCGAUUUUUGUGAUACAUUUUGUAAUAAAAUCAUCAAUCAGA
Molecule: messenger RNA, 1555 nt
Organism: Periophthalmus magnuspinnatus
Lineage: Eukaryota; Metazoa; Chordata; Actinopteri; Gobiiformes; Gobiidae
Gene: egfl7
Product: EGF-like-domain, multiple 7
Exons: 9
Coding region: 342-1235 (297 amino acids)
Biological process (GO): anatomical structure development
Cellular component (GO): cell surface; extracellular region
Molecular function (GO): signaling receptor binding; calcium ion binding
Source: RefSeq, a predicted model, not a curated record